GAAUACGAAAUCUCCAGCCAAUAGGAACGGCGGUGCCGUAGCCGGAGGUUGGCGUCCCCCUGCUGAGGUGAUCUGGCGCAGAGCGGAGGAGGUGCUUGGCGGUUGCUCCUGCACAUCCCCUUUUCUUGCGGCCGCCGGGCGGUCGGCCGUGCUCCUGUGGCCUCCAGUGAAAUGUGGAUGACGCCCAAGAGGAGCAAAAUGGAAGUCGACGAGUCUCGCGUUUUCCGGCCUGAGUGGACCCAGCGUUACUUGGUGGUGGAGCCUCCGGAGGGCGAAGGGGCCCUCUGCCUGGUCUGUCGCCGCCUCGUUGUAGCCACCCGGGAACGCGACGUCAGGCGCCACUACGAGGCCGAGCACGACUACUACGAGCGGUAUGUGGCGGAGGGCGAGCGCGCGGCCCUGGUGGAGCGUCUGCGUCAGGGCGACUUGCCGGUGGUCGCCCCGCUCACUCCCGAGGAGAGAGCCGCUCGUGCAGGCCUGGGGCUCGCCCGCCUCUUGGCCUUGAAGGGUCGCGGCUGGGGCGAGGGCGACUUUGUAUACCGGUGUAUGGAGGUGAUGCUGAGAGAUGUGCUGCCCGAGCACGUGAGCGUUCUGGAUGGCAUUGAUUUAUCUCCAGAGCUCACACGGCAGAGGGUCCUGAACAUUAACAACGAUCUACGCAGUCAGCUCUUUAACCGAGCUAAGGACUUUAAAGCCUAUUCCCUUGCCUUGGACGACCAGGCUUUUGUGGCCUAUGAGAACUACCUCCUGGUCUUUGUCCGCGGCGUGGGCCAGGACUUGGAGGUGCAAGAAGAGCUUCUGACCAUAAUCAACCUGACUCAUCACUUCAGUGUUGGUGCCCUGAUGGCGGCAAUCCUUGAGGCCCUACAGACGGCAGGGCUUAGCUUGCAGCGAAUGGUUGGACUAACCACGACCCACACUCUGAGGAUGAUUGGUGAGAACUCAGGACUGGUGUCAUACAUGAGAGAGAAGGCUGUAAGCCCCAACUGUUGGAAUGUUAUCCAUUAUUCAGGAUUUCUUCACUUGGAACUGUUGAGCUCCUACGAUGUGGAUGUUAAUCAGAUCAUAAAUACCGUAUCUGAAUGGAUCGUUUUGAUUAAGACCAGAGGCGUUAGGCGACCCGAAUUUCAGGCUUUACUAACUGAAUCUGAGUCAGAGCAUGGUGAAAGGGUUAAUGGACGAUGUCUGAACAAUUGGCUUAGAAGAGGGAAAACUUUAAAACUAAUAUUUUCCCUAAGAAAAGAGAUAGAAACGUUCUUGGUGUCAAUAGGGGCAACAACGAUCCAUUUCGCAGACAAGCAAUGGCUUUGUGACUUUGGCUUCUUGGUGGAUAUUAUGGACCACCUUCGAGAACUCAGUGAACUAUUGAGAGUUAGUAAAGUCUUUGCUGCUGCUGCCUUUGACCAUAUUUGUACCUUUGAAGUUAAACUGAAUUUACUUCAGAGACAUAUUGAGGAAAAAGAUCUAACACAUUUUGCUGCCUUGAGAGAGGUUGUUGAUGAGCUUAAACAGCAUCUUAAAGAAGAUCAAGAAAUAUUUGAUUCUGGAAGAUAUCAAGUGGUGAUCUGUCGCCUACAAAAAGAAUUUGAGAGACAUUUCAAGGACCUCAGGUUCAUUAAAAAGGACUUAGAACUUUUUGCAAAUCCAUUUAACUUUAAACCUGAAUAUGCCCCUAUUUCGGUAAGGGUGGAGCUAACAAAACUUCAGGCAAAUACAAACCUUUGGAAUGAGUACAGAAUCAAAGACUUGGGGCAGUUCUACGCUGGAUUGUCUGCUGAAUCUUACCCGAUUAUCAAAGGGGUUGCCUGUAAGGUGGCAUCCUUGUUUGAUAGUAGUGAAAUCUGCGAAAAAGCUUUUUCAUAUUUGACUCAAAAUCAACACACUUUGAGCCAGCCAUUGACAGACGAGCAUCUCCACGCCCUGUUUAGGAUUGCCACAACUGAAAUAGAGCCGCACUGGGAUGAUCUUGUGAGAGGAAGAAAUGAAUCUAAUCCAUAAGCCUUUGUAGUACAACGUUGAAACACUCAACAAGAAUCCAAUUCUAAAAAAAAAAAUUUGUUUGAUUUUUCAAGUUUACUAAUUUGGAUUGUGGGAAAGCAGCAAGUUUAUUCAUCCAAAUUGAUCACGAUUCAGAUUCUUCUGACAGAUGUUUUUUUUUCAUCUCAAAAGGCAGCAUGGGACUGAAACAUGCGAACACCUUUUUUAAAACUUAAUGACAAAGUCAUUGUCUUUUGGUUUUGUGAUAUGACUGUUUUUAAAGAUGUUUAGUACUGGUGAUGUGAGUUGAAUUAGGAGUCUGUUUUUAAGGCGUUUCAAAGAAAUUUUAGCUCUUAUUUUAACAAAGUUAAAAUUCUGAUGCAUAUAAUCUGAAAUUAUCAACUCCUUAAAUGUAUAUUUGAGCCAAUUUGCAGAAACUCACAUAGCAAGUUUAGAAGUUUCUGAAAAGGAAGAACGUACAUACAGUGGAGGUAUUUUGUCUAUCAAAAUGUUUAAGACUUUUUUUUUUAAAUAUAUUUCUGAAUCUGAAGUAAAUAUUCACAAAUUCCUACCCCCGCAUGUCCCCCCACCCACCCCAGCAAUAAUGAUAUUACUACUAGAGGAAAUAAUCAAAUAAAAUUUUAGUCAGACGAGCAAGAAUUAUUUUUAAAUUGCUGGUUUAGGCGGCUUCCUGCAGUUUGGAGAUGAGACUAACCAGUUAUUGGAGGGUCCCCUGUAUUUUUCACAGUUGGGUGCUGUUAUAUCAGCUUGCCUAUGAAGGGACUACGGGCAGACUUCCAAAGGAACCUGGAUGAAAAAGAUUGGACAACUGUUUAGUGGACUAAAACAAUACUUCAGUAAUUAAAAAGUUACAUUCAGUAUUGGAAAAAGAUAAUGCUGCUUAAGAGUUAAUAUCCAUUUUUUUUUUGUAAGCUCAAUCCUAGGAGAAAACUGUUUACUGGCUGCUUUCCUUUACAGAUGGUUUCUGGCUCUUCUGGGAUUUAAAAGUAAGUAAAUUUAAAAAAUAUUAGAAGAAUGACUCGGUCAGCCCUUCUGGUCACUAGAUAUUCAGUUCACUUGCUUUCCUACCUGCAGAAUGUCCUCAUCACCUCCCCAAGGAAGAUGACCCAAAAGGGACAUCUAGUCAAUGUGUGCUUCUUAGAUUUGCUAUAUUUCUUUGCUUUCUUGUUCGCAUGCCUCUCUGAAUUUAAUUUCUGGGUAACUAGGGCUUUCAGGCUUCAUGGAGGAGCCAUACACUUAGUCUCAUUUUCCUUGAGCCAUUUUGUCCAAUUUGUGGGAUUACCAGUGUUACACUCUCAGUUGGCCUUUUAGUCAGAGACACGUUAAUUCAUUCAGAGAUCUUAACAGUAGGUGUACUAGUCAUCCAGUGAUUUGAUCCUUGCUGCAAAACUGGGUUUUAAUCAACCUUAGGAUUAAAGGAUUUCUCACUUUAUCUUUUUGUAAUUGAGAAGUGGCGUCAUCCCACUCAAUAAGUACUUGAAUUUUUGAAUUCUGUCUCCUCCCUUGCAUUUCUGCUUGCAAAUUGAUGAAUUAUUCUCUGAGUUCAUCUCUUUCUUUUACAUUUUGUCAAAUGCAGCCAACGGGAACUAUAAAAUAUUUUGUUUUCUUGUCUUUUUUUUUUUUUUUUAAUAAAGGAUAGAUUCUCUACCUUCCAGAUUUUCUCAAGGGACAGUUUCACAACUCCAUAACAUGAAUUGCCCCUGCAUAAAUUAUUUCUUCCAUCCUUCACUAGCAGUUUCCUGAAUGCCUGCCAACUAAGCCAAUGUUCAGUAUGUCGGUGUUUUGAAAACAACCAAUUUCUCUAUCAGGAUGGGCUAGGUUGCCAUGCGGUAACAACCACAAAAUCUCAGCGUCGCACACAACUUUUCUCUUACAACUUAGCUAGGGACUUUGCUCUAGGCCAAGGGUUAACAAACUGGCCCACAGGCAAAAUCUGUCCUGCUGCCUGUUUCUGUAAAUAAAGUUUUAAUUAGAAGACAACCUUGCUCAUUUAUUUAUGUAUUGUCUGGUUGAUUUUGCUCUAUAAUGGCAGAGUUGAGUGACAGAGAGUGUAUGGCCCACAAAGUCUAAAAGUAUGACAAAUCACUUAUAGGCCCUUAAAGCACUUUCAUUGGCCAAAGCAAAUCACAUGGCCACACCAAAGUUCAAGGAGGAGUGUAAUCCUUCCACGUGCCUCGGAGGAAAACCAGAAAUAUUUGGAAGACAACUCUCCUGAUUAACACAUGGUUAUAUCUCUCCAUUAAUAUUUCUUUCAAAAUAUUUUUUUUAUUGAGGUAAAACAUUUCAGUAAAGUGUGUAAAUAUUAAGUGUAUGCCUCAGUGGGUUUUUAUAAUACGCCCUUGAAUCCAUCACCCAGAUCAAGAUAUUGAACGUUUCUAGCACCCCAAUAGGUGACCUGUGUCCCUCCUCCACACAGAUAACCACUAUUCUGACCUUGAUCACCAUGAAUUACUUUUGUCUGUUUUAAAACUUCAUGUAAAUGUAAUAAUUAUAUGUACUCUUGUGUCUUUUGUUUAACACUAUGUGUAUGAGUCCGUAUUCUUGCAUGUAGCCACAGUUCGAUUUUUACUUCUUUGUAGUAUUCCAUUGUAUGACUAUACCACAAUUUAUGAAUCCAUUCUUCUGUUGAUGGAAAUUUUGGUUGUUUCUAGUUUGUGGUUAUUAUAAAUAAAGUUGCUAUGGACA
Diceros bicornis minor is the source of this 4683-nucleotide messenger RNA. It is a transcript of the gene EPM2AIP1, whose product is annotated as EPM2A interacting protein 1. Gene Ontology annotation, biological process: positive regulation of glycogen (starch) synthase activity; positive regulation of glycogen biosynthetic process; response to insulin. The transcript has 2 exons. Bases 172 to 1998 code for a protein of 608 amino acids. Lineage: Eukaryota; Metazoa; Chordata; Mammalia; Perissodactyla; Rhinocerotidae. The record is from RefSeq and is a predicted model, not a curated record.